Messenger RNA from Bufo bufo (common toad), 1397 nucleotides. It is a transcript of the gene SNAPC3, whose product is annotated as small nuclear RNA activating complex polypeptide 3. Gene Ontology annotation, biological process: snRNA transcription by RNA polymerase III; snRNA transcription by RNA polymerase II. Gene Ontology annotation, molecular function: bent DNA binding; core promoter sequence-specific DNA binding; RNA polymerase III type 3 promoter sequence-specific DNA binding. The record is from RefSeq and is a predicted model, not a curated record. Bases 35 to 1180 code for a protein of 381 amino acids. NCBI's taxonomy places the organism in Eukaryota, Metazoa, Chordata, Amphibia, Anura, Bufonidae. Gene Ontology annotation, cellular component: snRNA-activating protein complex. The transcript is spliced from 9 exons.
AUGCUUUGCGGCUGGCGGAGGUUCCUGGUGCGGCAUGGCGGAACAAACGGAUGAAAACAUUCCCGUGUAUGAGGUGACACACUUGAACACUAAGAAGAUACAUGUCGCCUCCUUCGGACAUUUGUGGAGACAGAAUCUGAGCGGCUGGGACCUGAGUCUGGAGGAGGUGUCCUCCGUGGACUUGGGGGAUGACGAGCUGGCUGCAGAGCUGGACUGCACGGCGGAUGUAGCGGCCGAGAUCAAGAACCUGUGCAGUGUGAACUUGUUAAAAAGUAAUGACGAAGGAAAGGAAGCUGAUCCGGAGAUAAUCCCUGAAGAUAGCUGCCUAGUGACUUUGAGUAUUCGAAACAAAAUCAAUGAAAGACGUAAGGAAUUGCUGGUUGAUCGAGCAUUCCGUCAGGAGACCUUCCAUUAUGAAAUGGAGUCCCGUGGUUUAGGAACAAGACCAGAUGAUCCUUCCGAUAUGGUUGAUGAGGGAGAACUUGUGCUAACGCUGAACAUUUUUUAUCCGGUUAUUUUUCAGAAGCACAAGAUGUACAAGCCCUAUGAGACAGUUCUUGUGCUAGGUAGCCAGAGGCUGACAGAUCUUCGAGACGCCAUUAAGUGUGUCAGUGACUUACAGAUUGGAGGAGAAUUCAGCCACAAUCCAGACCUGGCACCUGAAAAUAUUUGCAAGGAUCUCUUUAAAUCUGCUUUCUUCUAUUUUGAAGGCAUUUUUUACAAUGAUAUGAGAUAUCCAGAAUGUAGAGAUAUAAGCAGAACCAUAAUUGAAUGGUCUGAAUCCCGUGAUAGAGGAUGUGGGAAAUUUCAGUCAACCAAGAUGGAAGACUUUACGUUUAAUGACCUUAAUAUAAAAAUUGGCUUCCCUUACUUGUACUGCCAUCAAGGAGAUUGUGAGCACAUUGUUACUUUUACAGAUAUAAGGUUGAUACAUCACGAAGACUGCUUAGAUAGGAGGCUGUAUCCGUUGCAUACCAGAAAACAUUGGUUUUGGACAAGAAAGUGCAAUGUCUGUAAACUGUAUGUUGCAAAAUGGGUGACUAACCAAGACAGCCUUGCUCCAGAUGACCCGUGCUUCUUCUGUGACGCCUGCUUCAAGAUGCUUCAUUAUGACAUGGAGGGCAAUAAACUUGGAGACUUUGUUGCAUAUGCUUAUGUUGACCCAGGAACAUUUAACUAAAAUUCAUACUUGACAAGAAAACAAGUUUACCAGAUAUCGGAGGUCAUUGAUUCCGUGUACAGGAAAUAACUAGAACUAACUUUUCAGUACCGAAACUGCAGUUCUGCAAGUCUAGUGUUGGCCAAGGAACUAGAGGUUAGAAAUGCUGAUGUUAGCUUUGGUACAUAGAUGUACCUUCCAAUAGGGAUCGACCGAUAUUGAUUUUUUUGAGCUGAUA